Argiope bruennichi is the source of this 20538-nucleotide messenger RNA. RefSeq lists its product as uncharacterized. NCBI's taxonomy places the organism in Eukaryota, Metazoa, Arthropoda, Arachnida, Araneae, Araneidae. Gene Ontology annotation, molecular function: zinc ion binding; calcium ion binding. Gene Ontology annotation, cellular component: nucleus. The record is from RefSeq and is a predicted model, not a curated record. Bases 261 to 19172 code for a protein of 6303 amino acids. The transcript has 136 exons.
CCGGGACAUGCAAGAUGGCGGGGGCCAAUGAGCGGAACUAUCUCACGAGUAUGGGAAUUCACGUGAUCAGUGACGUAGAGCCCGCCAGGUAAGAAGAAAGUCAACCUCCAGAAAACCAGCUCACACUCUAAGAACAGACGCGGCCAGGUAAAGCAGGUGGUUGCGUGCGUGUUAACCUCCUUUUACAUCCGUGCUCUUUGCUGGAAACACACAGGACUCAGAGGGCCAACCGAAAACUUUUGGCCCAUGCCGUCGGAGAGAUGGCUUUAACGGAAAUGUUACUAGGGGUUCUUAUAUGGUUCAGUAUUUCAACAACGAUACACGCUCAAUACAAACCUAACUAUCCAAGUCCAAUUUUGCAACGAGAAAUUUUUGUCCUCAAUCUGGAAGAUGGCUUUUUCGGCUGUCAAGUCAACGAGUCAGUCGACAUUCUACAGCUAUUCGAACUGUCAAAACUCUGUGACGGCGUGCCACAGUGCUUCUUGGGUUCAGACGAGGUAGCCAAUGAACUCAAAUGCACGGAUAGAAAUUUCUGCCAUCCCAAAAUGCCUCGUUGCAUUAACGGAGUGUGCCUCGACAACCUCUGUUACUGUAAUGACGGCUUUGGAGGGAAGGGUUGUGAAAUGCCAGACGAAAACGAAUGUAAAUAUAGACCCUGUGAUGUCUUCGCACAUUGUACAAACACAAUGGGCAGCUUCUAUUGUUCCUGUUUUCCUGGCUACGAAGGCGACGGAUUCGAAUGUCACGAUAUUAACGAAUGCGAAAUUCCAUCACUGGCCGCUAUUUGCGUUGAAAACGCCGAAUGCUGUAAUUUACCAGGACAUUAUGUUUGUAAAUGUGGCCCAGGAUACACAGGAAAUGCCACUGUCUCUUGCACGGACAUCAACGAGUGCUUAGAUCCUAAUGCAUGUGGUCAUGGUGCUCAGUGUGAAAAUAUUCCAGGAAGCUAUAAGUGCUACUGUCCUUUGGGCUACGAUGGAGAUCCCUUCAGGGAAUGUUAUGACUUGGAUGAAUGUCGACGAAAUCCUUGUGGUUCUGGAGCUCAGUGUACAAACACUAAAGGCGGUUACACGUGCAGUUGUCCUAGAGGAUAUCAAGGAAAUCCAACGCCAGAAGCGGGCUGUGUGGACAUUGAUGAAUGCUGGGGUCCAAAACCACCUUGUGGUAAAGGAGCAGAAUGCGUCAACACAAAUGGCGGUUACUACUGUCAGUGUCCUGAAGGAUAUACGGGCAAUCCUACUGUAGGAUGCGUCGACAUUAAUGAGUGCCCACAUGCUUGUGGAGUCAAUGCUGAAUGUACAAACACACCUGGAAGUUAUACUUGUCGUUGCAAAGCCGGCCAUGUCGGUGAUCCAUAUUUGUCUGCAGGAUGCCAUGAUGAUGACGAAUGUUUGAAACCUGGAGCUUGUGGUCGCAAUGCUCAAUGUUUCAACAAUAUUGGCUCAUAUACCUGCAGCUGUCUAGAUGGCUAUUCUGGAAAUCCUCUGCAAGGGUGCACAGAUAUUGAUGAAUGCUUACAAAAUCCAUGCUCAGAUAAUGCUAUUUGCCGUAAUAUACCAGGAAGUUUUGAAUGUAAAUGCUUGGAAGGUUAUGAUGGUAAUGCAAGGGAGUUCUGUUCAAGAGUGAAAGUGGAUGUUCGAUGCCAAGGAAAUUAUGAUUGCACAGAAAAUGCACAAUGUAUAAGAAACAAAUGUCAAUGUAUAUCUGGUUUCCGAGUUUCAGGAAUAGAAUGUGUUGAUAUUGAUGAAUGCCGAACUCCAAACAUAUGUGGACGUAGUGCUGUAUGUAAAAAUAUUAUUGGAGGCUAUACAUGUGAAUGCAAACCAGGCUAUGAAAAGAUAACUUCUGCUCCUGACAGUCAUUGCCGAGAUAUAAAUGAAUGCUUGUUUGGACGUUUCCCAUGUGGUGCCAAUUCAAAAUGCAUCAAUUCUGACGGAAGUUAUGAAUGUGUAUGUCCAGACAAUUUAAUUGGUGAUGCAAAGGUUGCUUGCAAAUCACCAUGUGCUGAUGUGGAUUGUGGAGAACAUGCAACAUGCCAAGUUAAUGGAAAGGAAGCUGCCUGCAUUUGUAAUUUAGGAUAUACUUUUGAUCCUCAAAACAUUGCUGCAGGCUGUCAGGAUAUCAAUGAAUGUGACAACAUUCAUGGACCAUCAGGACUUUGUGGUCAAGGUGCUAUUUGUGGAAAUGUUCCUGGAAGUUACCAUUGCUAUUGUCCACCAGGAUUCACAGGAGAUCCUUUCAGAUAUUGUGAAGAUAUUAAUGAAUGUGACAGGCGAUUUGGUCCCAGUGGUCAAUGUGGAGAGGGGGCCACUUGCACCAAUACACUGGGAAGUUUCACCUGUACUUGCCCAACAGGAUUCUCUGGAAAUGGAAGAGUCAAAUGUCAAGAUAUUAAUGAAUGCUCUCAAGCAUUUGGACCAAAUGGAAAAUGUGGUAUUUCAGCCAUUUGUACAAAUCGACCUGGCAGUUUUGAAUGUCGUUGCCCACCAGGAACAUCAGGAGAUCCAUUUAAUCGAUGUACGGCCAUUGUACAAUGCCGAGAAGACAGCUCUUGCAGAGGCAAUUCAGUUUGUAGCAGAAAUCAAUGCUACUGUCCAGAGCCUUAUUUUGGUGAUGAAUGUAAACAUCCAUGUGAUGAUAUCUUCUGUGGUGAUCAUGCAACAUGUCAGUUAGAUGUACACAAAGAACCAGUAUGUGUUUGUGCUCCAGGUUAUACUGGACGAAGCAACAGUUUACCAGGAUGUAUAGAUAUUGAUGAAUGUAGCAGUGGAGCUCGUGUAUGUGGACAGGAUGCUAUAUGCAGAAAUAGUCCAGGUUCCUAUGAAUGUGUCUGCCCACAUGGUUACAAUGGAGACCCAUACAGAGGAUGCAUUAAAAUUGAACCAUCAACAAUUAUAUGCUCCGAGACAAGACCUUGCCAACCAAAAGAAGAAUGUGUGUCUCAGGGAAUUACACCACAAUGUGUUUGUAAGCGAGGAUAUACCAGAGAUCCUAGCUCAGGAAAAUGCAGAGAUAUCAAUGAAUGCGCUGAAGUUAGAGACAAAUCACCUUGUGGCCAGCAUGCUUUCUGUCUGAAUAUGGAAGGAAGUUAUAUCUGUCGCUGUCCACCUGGACAUAUUGGAAAUCCAUACAGUAUCUGCUAUCCUGAAUUAAUUGAAUGCAAAAGGGAUAAUGAAUGUCCAGGAAAUACAAUCUGUCUGGAUGAUGGAAGCCAAGGACAUCACUGUGGAUGCAGAGCACCAUUUGUUCAAGAUGGGGAAUAUUGUAUUUUGGUCAGCAGAAAUUGUUCUACAACUAAUCCUUGCCCAGAAAACCAAGAAUGUGUAUACACAGGAAAUGGGUUUGGAUUUUGCAUCUGUCCAAGAGGAUACACAAUGGAUGCAACUGGAUUUUGCAGAGAUAUUGAUGAAUGUACUGAAAUCAAAGAAUGGUCUCUAUGUGGAGCUUAUGCUGAAUGUGUUAAUCUACCUGGUGCUUAUCAGUGUCUAUGUAAUUCCGGAUACACUGGAAAUCCAAGACAAGGGUGUAGCAGAAUUGAAAUUGAAUGUAGAGGACCAAACAGUUGUCCUCAGAACAUGGUUUGCACUAAAGGACAGUGCCAAUGCUUGGCACCUUACAUUUUGGAAGGACAACAAUGUAAACAUCCUUGUGAGUGGUAUUCUUGUGGACAGUAUGCUACAUGUGAGCUUUCUCCUAAAGGACCUAAAUGUGUCUGUAUACCAGGAUGUACUGGUGAUCCUAACAAUGCUUGUCAAGAUAUCAAUGAGUGCACAGCUGACUUACCAAUGGAUCCGAAUGGACCUUGUUCUGUAGGAGCUACUUGCAUUAACAUUGUGGGUGGUUACCAAUGUGAAUGUCCACCUGGUACAACUGGUGAUGCUUAUAAGGGUGGAUGCCGAGGGGCUACUGGAUGCUCAUCUGACAGGCAGUGUCCACGAAAUGCUAUAUGUGAUGCACGUGGUGGAGCUUGUGUAGAUCCUUGUUCUACUGCAUGGUGCGGGCCAAAUGCAGAUUGUUUUGGCGACGAUCAUAAGGCUGUGUGUAAAUGUAGGCCUGGUUAUACUGGAAAUCCAAAUGAUUUGGAGAAAGGCUGUGUUUCACCAUGUGCUGGUGUUUGGUGUGGUGUCAAUGCUCACUGCAUAGUUAACUCUAACAAUCAAGGAGUAUGUCACUGUUUACAAGGAUUCUCAGGCAACCCAUGGGCAGGAGGUGGAUGCCAUCCAGACUCUCGUGGAUGUAGUGCUUCUAGACCUUGUGGGCAGUCACAAGUGUGUACCAAUGGUGCAUGUGUUGAACGUUGCCAAGGUGUAACUUGUGGUGUUGGUUCACGAUGUGAUGAAAAUACUGGAAAUUGUGUGUGUCUACCUUAUUUCAUUGGAAAUCCAUCAUUUUUAUGUGUACCACCCCUUCUUCCACCACUUUGUGUACCUGGAUGUGGAGUGAAUGCUCACUGUACUUAUGGUGUACCCAAUCAAUGCCAGUGUAAUCCAGGAUUUACUGGAAAUCCAUAUUCUGUGUGUGGAACUAGCCAGAGAUGUGAAGAAACUCGCUGUGGUACAAAUGCAAAUUGCAUUGAAGGGCCCAAUAGGGUGGAUUGUGUCUGUCCUGCUGGAUUGCAAGGAAAUCCAUUCCUUGGUUGUCAAGAUGUAAAUGAAUGUUUGGGAAGCAAUCCAUGUGGAGGCGGUGCAAGUUGUAUCAACAGUGUUGGAAGUUAUUUGUGUGCUUGUCCAUCAGGAACCACAGGAAAUCCUCUCUUUUCAUGCACUCCAGCCAACACUCCUUGUGAAGCUGGACAGGGCUGUGCUUGUUCAUCAGAUGCUGGCUGUUCUGGAGGAGAGAUUUGUGGCUCAGGUGGCUCUUGUCAAGAUCCAUGUCAAGAUGUGGUCUGUGGACCUAGUGCUUAUUGUGUUAGAGGUGCAUGCCUGUGUCCACAAGGAAUGGUUGGUGAGCCUAAUAAUCCUGGUGUUGGAUGCAGUGCAUCAACAGAAGCACCAGAAUCAAGUCCAAAUGAAUGUGAAGAUAAUGUCAAUUGUGGAACUGGAUCAUUCUGUGGUGCUAAUGCAGAAGGAAUAAGACAAUGCAUAGAUGUUUGUGAUCCACAAUUUAUCAUCUGUGGUCGAAAUGCUAUCUGUAGCAGUCAAAAUCAUCAAGCAGUUUGUGAAUGUCCAUCUGGCAUGACUGGAGAUCCAAAUGACCUUAUUCAGGGCUGUCAAGCUCAAAGUCCACAUGAAUGUGAAGUGAGUGCCAACUGUCUUGAUUCACAAAUUUGUAAAAUGGGAAAUGGUGGUGUUAGAGUUUGUGAAAAUGUAUGCCAAGAACAGACAUGUGGUGAGAAUGCUGUCUGCCAAGGCAAAGGACACAGACCAGUCUGUGAAUGCCCACAAGGCUUUAGUGGAAAUCCUAUGGCCAAUUGUCAUCCUCAUCCAAAUGAUCGAUGUGCCAAUGAUGAUGAAUGUCGUGGAGAUGAAAUUUGCAAAUUAUUGGAAACAACUGGAAUCAGGGACUGUGUUGUUGUAUGUGAGGGAGUACAAUGUGGCCCCAAUGCUAUUUGUGAAGGAAGGCGCCAUAUAGCUGUUUGUGAGUGUCGUCAAGGUUUCACUGGUGAUGCUUAUGACAUUCAAAGAGGAUGCCAACCACCACCACUUGAUUUAUGCCAAGAUAGUUCAUCUUGUGCUGAUAACCAGGUGUGUCGGGUUGGAGAUAAAGGAUACAGAGAGUGUUUUGAUGUUUGUCAAACUACUCAAUGUGGAUUAAAUGCUUUGUGCCGUGGACGAGAUCAUCAAGCUACUUGCGAAUGCAGACCUGGAUUUUCAGGAAAUCCUAUUGAUUUUGGAAUAGGUUGUCAACCAGUGCCAAAGGAUAAAUGUAAGAGCAAUAGCAACUGCCCAGAUGAUAGAAUAUGCCGACAGACACCUGCUGGAAUCAAAGAUUGUAUAGAUGUAUGUCAAACCAAACGAUGUGGAACAAAUGCUGUAUGUUUUGCUGCAAAUCACAAAGCACAAUGUGAAUGCCCAGAUGGAUUUUCUGGUGAUCCUAAUAGAGGAUGUCAAGCUGAUCAUUGUAGUAAAGAUCAAGAUUGUCCAGAUAGCAGGAUUUGUCAAUUGACUAGAGAUGGCAUACGUGAUUGUAUGAAUCCAUGUGAAGGCAAACGUUGUGGUCCUAACGCUCAGUGUGUUGCAACAGGACACUCAGCUUUUUGUGAAUGUAGAGAUGGUUUUGUAGGAAAUGGAGAUGACAUGCAAAGAGGCUGCAGACCUCGUGAUAAAUGCAAGACAGACAGUGAUUGUAGUGACAGAGAAAUUUGCCGAUUGAAUGUUGAAGGAGUUAAAGAUUGCAUUGAUGGUUGUUCUGAUGCCCUCUGUGGAAGGAAUGCAUUAUGUUCAGUAUCAUCACAUAUCGUUGUAUGCAGUUGCCCAUCAGAUUUUAUUGGAGAUCCAUAUGACAGAAUAAUUGGCUGUGAACCAAGACCUGCGGAUCUUUGUCUAAGCGAUUCUGAAUGUCCAUCGAAUGCAGUAUGUCGUCCAGAUUAUUCAGGCUUAAGAAAGUGUCUUGAUGCUUGUGAAGAUAUUCGUUGUGGGCCUCAUGCAACUUGUAUUUCUAAGAGCCAUGUUGCUCAGUGUGAAUGCUUGCCUAAUUAUGAAGGAAAUCCAUAUGAUGAAAUCAAAGGCUGUCAAUUACCUCAUGAUUGUAACACUGAUCAAGAUUGUAAUGGUGAUGAGGUGUGUCGCAAGCACACAGAUUCUAUCCGAAAAUGUGUCCAUGUCUGCUUAUUUGAUCGCUGUGGACCAAAUGCAGAAUGUUUUGGAGAAAACCACUUGGCUGUUUGCAGAUGUCCAGCUGGCUAUGAAGGCAAUCCAAUCGAUCCAAAUGUGGGAUGCAUACCUCGAAGUCCCAACUUGUGUGAAGAAGAUCGUGAUUGUGGCUCUCAACAGAUAUGCCAACCUAUAAAUGAAGGCUAUUUAGAUUGCAGAGAUGCAUGUGAGUACGUUCAGUGUGGACCUAAUGCAGUUUGUUCUGCCAGAAAUCAUCAGACAAGAUGUGAAUGUCUGCCAGAUCAUGAAGGAGAUCCUUACAAUUUACUCAAUGGAUGCAAACCACCUGUACAAGAUGAAUGCAAGAUAGAUUAUGACUGUAGAAAAAGUACUGAUGUCUGCAAGCCAGACAAUUUUGGAGUGAAACACUGUAUAGAUGCCUGUGCUUUCAAUCCUUGUGGUCAAAAUGCAGAAUGCUUUGCUGUCAAUCAUCAGUAUGAAUGUAGAUGCAAUGCAGGAUUCGUAAGAGAUCCCAACAGUGACAUAAAUUGCAUUCCACGAGAACCAGAUGAGUGUAAAGAAGAUAUACAAUGUCCUAGUUUUGGAACUUGCAAACCUAAUGAUUUAGGGAUACUGAAAUGUGCAGAAAUUUGUCUUGAUUUCUCAUGCUCACCAAAUGCUGGAUGUGUGGCUAUCAACCAUAAAGGUCAAUGUACUUGCCAGGAAGGUUACACAGGUGAUCCUAAUAAGCGGGGAGGUUGUAUUCCAAUUGAUCGGGAUGAAUGCAAACAAAGUGAACACUGCUCAUCAGCUUCUGAAUGUCGAUCAGAUAAUGAUGGAGUCUUGAAAUGCUUUGAUGUAUGUGAAAAUGUCCAUUGUGGACCAAAUGCAGUAUGCAUUGCUGUUGGUCAUGUAGCCCAUUGCCAGUGCCCGCAGGGCCUGUACAUUGGCGAUCCAUAUGAUUUAGUUAGAGGUUGUCAACAAGUUGAAUGCAUAACUGAUGAAAACUGCACACCAGAUAAGAGUUGUACACCUGAAAAUUAUUGCUUAAAUCCGUGUGUGAAAGGCUGUGGAAGAAAUGCUAUUUGUGUAGCAGAAAAUCAUCACAAAACAUGCAACUGCCCUGCUGGAAUGACAGGAGAUGCUUAUGGAAAGGGUUGUAAAGCUAUACGAUUUUGUGAGAGUCACCCAUGCCAUCCAACAGCCAAAUGUGUGGAUACAAAAGGAAGCUUUAAAUGUCAAUGUCCUAAUGACUAUAUUGGUGAUCCCUAUCGUGAAGGCUGUCGCCAUCCGAAUUCAUGCCCAGCUGGAGACAGAGAUUGUAGACCUGAUGCGGCAUGCUUGCCAGAUGUCAGUGGAGAGAACAUGUGCAAAAAUCCUUGUGACACCAUCAACUGUGGAUCCAAUGCUUACUGUGAAGUAGUGAACCAUCGUGCUCGUUGCUCUUGUCCAUCUGGUUUCCGUGGUGACCCUGAUCCUGAUAAUGCCUGCCUGCGUAUUUCUGUAUUUUGCGAAAGUGCCAAGGACUGCAGAGAUAAUCAAGCCUGUGUGGAUGGACAAUGUCGAUUAUUCUGCAGUUAUGAUAAUGAAUGUGCUGUGGGAGAGAAGUGUAUCAACCAACGAUGUGUAUUGCCCUGCUUUGCCCAUUCGGGUUGCCCAGCAAAGGAGGCUUGUGUUCCAAGUGGAUACUGUCAAGUUGGUUGCCGAGACAAUAACGAUUGCCCUUACAGAGAAGCUUGCAUCCAAAAUCGUUGCCAGAAUCCUUGUGAGAUCAAGGGUGUUUGUGGACCUAAUGCUAUCUGUACAGUAGUUGAUCACAAGGCAACUUGUGAAUGUCCAGCUGGUUUUGAAGGAUCUCCAUCUCCGGUUUUGGGUUGCAAGAGAGUUUAUCAGAAGUGCUCGCCCAGUGUAUAUUGUCCACCAGGAUUGAAUUGUAUUGGGGAUCGUUGUAGAGCACCUUGCAGCAAUUGUGUUGACGGAGAAGUGUGCGUUAACGGCGUUUGCUUAGUUAUUUGUUCUACGGAUAACAAUUGCCCUGUUAGUGAAAUAUGCAUCAAUCAACAUUGUCAAGUUGGCUGCAGGGCUGAUGGAGAUUGUCGUCUCAAUGAAGUUUGUGGGGCUAAUAGAUGUACUUGCAGACCUGGUUUUAAUCCUGGUCCAUCAGGAUGUGAGGAUAAUGAUGAGUGUCUGUCCAAUCCAUGCCACCCAACAGCAUUAUGUGUGAACUCACCUGGCAGUUAUUAUUGUCAAUGCAGAGAAGGUGAUAUUGGCGAUGGAUACACUGGAUGUCGACCUCAAGGGGAGUGUCCGAAUGGAGACCGAGAUUGCCCACCCAUGGCUGCAUGUGGUGUGGAUGAGCAAGGCAUUCCUAAAUGUAUCAAUCCCUGUGAUAGUAAGCCUUGUGGUCCAAAUGCUGAAUGCAGCGUAUCCAAUCAUGUGCCUCAGUGUUUCUGCCCCAAAAUCGGUUUAUUCACUGGAGAUCCUUACGAGCAAUCCAGAGGCUGUGUUAAAGUUGAUUGCUUGCAAGAUACUGAUUGCAGUUUUGACCGACAAUGUAUCAAUUUUGUUUGCGAAAGUCCUUGUGUACAAGUAAACUGUGGACCUUAUGGCACUUGUGUUGUACGAAACAGACAGGCAUCUUGUAGAUGUGAACCAGGUUAUGAAAACAAUGGUCGCUUGACAUGUACUGAUAUCGAUGAAUGCAGACAGCAUCCUUGCCAUGCCACUGCAGUAUGUGAGAAUACACCUGGAAGCUUCUCCUGUCGCUGUCCAACUGGAUUGACAGGAAAUCCACUUAUCCAUCCUGGCUGUCAUGAUCCAAAUAUGUGCUUCAAUGGAGACUCGGAUUGUGCGGAUUCAGCUGCUUGUGUCCGUGUGAAAGGAGAACCUUUCUGCAGAGAUCCAUGUGAAGCACCAACUGCUUGUGGUAUCAAUGCUUUCUGUAGGACAAUUAACCAUCAAGUGCAAUGUUCAUGUCCACCUGGAUAUACAGGCGAUCCAAGCUAUCGUUGCACAAAAGUGGAAUGCACAAUUAAUGAUGAAUGCAAAGAUAAUCAAGUAUGUGAAAAGAAUCAUUGCAUUGAUGCAUGUUCAAGUCAAGCCAACUGUGGACAAAAUACUGUUUGUCAGGCAAGGAAUCAUGGUGCCAUUUGCCGAUGCCGAGAUGGAUUUUAUGGAGAUCCUAUUGCUGGCUGCAGAAAAAUUAUACCUUGUGACACUGAUAUCAAUUGCCCUGCUGGUGAAUUGUGCCAGAAAGGAGUGUGCAAUGUGCCAUGCAAUAGUGACAGAGACUGUGGAACUAAAGAACGUUGUGAUCUGGGACGUUGUAUCUCAAUAUGCUUAUCAGAAAGCGAUUGCCCAGAACACCAAGUAUGCCAGGCUGGAAAAUGUAUAACAGAUCAUCGCUGUAAUCGUGACAGUGAAUGUACUGAUAACCAUGUCUGCAGAGCCAGUGUCAAGGGUUACAAUGACUGUGUUGAUCCAUGUGAUUUAGCUCUUUGUGCUCCUCAUGCCUACUGCCAUGCCAGAGGCCAUUCUGCAGUUUGCCGAUGUGAAGAAGGUUACAUUGGCGAUCCUGUUGAUCGUGGAUGUGAACCUGUGGAAUGCUUGCGAAAUGAAGAUUGUCCUCAGUCUGAAGUGUGCGAGAACCAUGAAUGUGUUGAUCCUUGCAAACUGCAAAACAUCUGUGGAGCCAAUGCAUUCUGUGAGGCUCGAAACCAUGCUCCAAUUUGCAGAUGUUACGAAGGCUAUGAGGGAGAUGCCCUGGUGGGUUGUCGACCAUCUGAUUUCUGUGCCAGCAGGCCAUGCCAUCACACAGCUAUUUGCAAAAACAAAUUUGGCGGUUAUGAGUGUUUCUGUCCUCCUGAAAGAAAUAUUGGAAAUCCAUACUUGGAUCCUGGAUGCCGUGGUGAAAAUGAAUGUCCUCAAGGUGAUAGUGAUUGUCCGUUCACAGCAUACUGUGAUCGAACCACAAUACCACCCAUGUGCAAAAAUCCAUGUCAAGCACCUGAUGUUUGUGGAACAAAUGCUCUGUGUCGUGUAGAAAACCACCGUGCAGCAUGCUAUUGCUUGCCAGGAUUUUCUGGAAAUCCAAAAGAUCCUGUACGAGGUUGCAUAAGAGUGACUGUUGAUUGUUCUACUGAUCAAGAAUGUACAUCUGGCUACAUGUGUGUGAAUAAGCGUUGCAAACUGCGUUGUCGAUCGGAUGACGAUUGUGCCAGUCGGGAAUUCUGUCACCUAGGCCAAUGUGUAUUGGGUUGCCGAGAGGACACUGAAUGUCUCUCUAGAGAGAUAUGUGCUGCAAAUAAAUGUAUUGUUGGAUGUCGAGUGGAUACUGAUUGUUUAUCAACAGAAGCUUGUAUUCAAAAUAUUUGCACAAAUCCAUGUGGAAGUCCAACUGCCUGUGGAACUAACACAUUGUGCAAAAUUCAGCAACACAGACAACAGUGUUCUUGUGCACCAGGAUUUACUGGAAAUCCCAACAUUGCUUGUCAGAGAAUCUUACCAUCAUGCGUAUCUGAAGCUGACUGUCCACUUAAUCAUUAUUGCUUGGAUGGCAAAUGCCGAGUGGAAUGCAAUGCUGAUAAUGAUUGUACAUCAGGUGAAAAAUGUGUCAACAAUCAUUGCUUAGUUCUUUGCCGCCGUGAUCAAGAUUGUCAGAAUGGAGAAAUAUGUAUUAGAAACCACUGCCAAGUUGGUUGCCGUACAAAUGACCAAUGUCCAGAACAUCUUGCUUGUGUCAGCAACCAAUGUAGAGAUCCUUGCGAAGGCAGUGCAACUUGCGGUCCAAAUGCUGAAUGUCGCGUAAGUGACCAUCGGUCGGUGUGCAGUUGUAGAGAAGGCUUUGUAGGACGACCUAAUGCUAAUGUAGGAUGCAUAAGACCGCAGAUUGUAUGUGUAAAUGAACCUUGUCCACCUGGUCUCACUUGUCAUAAUGGACAAUGCAGAAUGCCUUGCAGCAGUGUAAGAGACUGUGCUGCGAAUGAAAAAUGUAUUGACAAUCGCUGUCAUGUGCAGUGCAUAAGGGACAGAGACUGCUAUUCAGGAGAGAUUUGUGAACAAAAUUUCUGCCGAGUGGGUUGCCGAGCAGACACAGAUUGUGCUUUCCAUGAAGCUUGUGUUAACAAUCAAUGUAUACAUCCAUGUGACAGUCCUACAGCAUGCGGUACUAAUGCCAACUGCGAUGUAAUCAACCACUCGAUACAUUGCACAUGUCCACCUGGUCUGGAUGGGGAUGCCUACACUAAAUGUGAUAGACAAAUUCAACGUUGCGAUGCUGAUGAUCGAUGUGGCUUGGGACGAUAUUGUGAAGACACCAUCUGUAGAGUCACCUGCAGUAGUGACAAUGAAUGCCUGGACAAUGAGAAGUGCGUUGAGAGGCGCUGCAGUGUCUUCUGUACCAGUGACAAAAGUUGUCCCACUGGCUUCAUCUGUGAAUAUGGACAGUGCAUUUCUGGUUGUAGAAGGGACGCUGAGUGCCCGCUCACCGAAGCUUGCAUUAACAACCAAUGCUUGGAUCCUUGUGCCAGUCCCACAGCCUGUGGCACCAAAGCUCGCUGUCAGCCAGUUAACCAUCGGCCACUUUGUUCAUGCUUGCCAGAACACACUGGAGAUCCUAGAGUGGAGUGUUCUAAAGUUGAAUGUAUUAUUGAUGCGGAUUGUGGAAACGGAAAAAUAUGCCAGAACUAUCGAUGUUUGGUUGGUUGCCGUUCGGAUCAAGGCUGUCUUAGUGAUGAAGUCUGUAUCAGUCGUCAAUGUCAGAAACUAUGCAUGUUCAGUAACACCUGCGGUAUUAAAUCUAUCUGUACGGCCAGUGUCCACCGUGCACAAUGUGAAUGUCCACCAGGAUACACUGGAAAUCCAAUCAUUGAAUGCAGGAGAAUUGAAGGCUUAUGUGAAACUAAUGCGGACUGUGUGCCAGGAAAAAUGUGCAUUAACAAACGAUGCGAAGACGAUGUGGAAUGCCGCAAGGAUGAGGAUUGCCUGCUGGGACACAUUUGUCAACGUAACAAAUGUUUUGUGGGUUGUCGUAAUGACGAAAACUGCGCCUUGGAUGAGGGUUGUUACAACUCACAGUGUCAACGUGUGUGUUCUCUUCCGAGGGCUUGUGGAGCCAAUGCCAGAUGCGAACCAAUUAGCCAUCGUCCGCAAUGUUCAUGCUUGGCAGGAUACACUGGAAACCCACAGAUUGAAUGCAGACCAAUUGGACCAGAAUGCAGGAGGGAUAGCGAUUGCAGUGCAGGCCACGUAUGCUUGGGUGGCAAAUGUACAGUUGUUCCUGGAUGUACUUCAGAUAAUGAUUGCAGUCCUGGACAAAUUUGUGAAAAUACAAAAUGUUUAUAUGGAUGCCGUAGUCACAGUGACUGUGGCUUCACUCAGGAAUGCUUUGAGAAUCAAUGCCAGAACCCUUGCAAGCCAGGUAAAUGCGGCAUCAGUGCCGAGUGCAGAGCGAUUAAUCAUGCCGCGCUGUGCAGAUGCCCGCCUGACCACACAGGAGAUCCAAAAGUCUUGUGCAGACAAAUCCGAGUUGAGUGCCAUGUGGAUAGUGAUUGUUCAUUGGGAAAUAUCUGUGUUAGCACACGUUGUAUGGAGGGUUGCCGUUAUAAUGAGCAUUGUCCUGAUGACGAGGCUUGUAUUCAAGGCCGUUGCGACACUCCAUGUCGACCAGGAGCUUGUGGUCUCAAAGCUGUAUGCAGGGCCACCAACCACCAGGCUGAGUGUACUUGCCCACAGAAUUUCCAGGGCAAUGCUAGGGUACAAUGCAAUCCAGAAUCCAGGGAUGAAUGCCAGUUCAAUUCCGACUGUGCACCUAAUGAAAUAUGCGAGAACUCUCACUGCAUUGUUGUAACCGGAUGUCGUUCAGACUCUUUCUGCCACACUGGAGAGAUAUGCGAAAACACCAAAUGUAUAUUGGGUUGCAGGACAGAUUCCGAUUGUACUUUUGACAAAGCUUGUGUUAACAGUCGUUGCAUCAAUCCAUGUUCAGUGCAGGAUCCAUGUGGUCGAAAUGCUGAUUGCAGGCCAAUUGUGCAUCGUCCAUAUUGUACUUGUCGAUCUGGAUUUGAAGGAAAUCCUAAUGAUUAUUGCAAAGAAAUACCAAGCAAAAAGACAUCAGAAUGUGUGAAAGAUUCAGACUGCCCAUCUGGAAAAAUCUGUGAAUCUAGAGUUUGCUUGACUGGCUGUAGGAAGAAUGAGGACUGUCAGUACAAUGAAGCCUGUGUCAAUCGUCAGUGUUCUAAUCCUUGCAAUUAUCCAGAUGUAUGCGGCAUCGGAGCCAGAUGUCUUGUUGAUAGUCACCAUCCUAUCUGUACUUGCCCAUCAUCACUUACUGGCGAUCCAAACGUUCAAUGUUUCCCAGUUCCUCCCGAUCACUGCUACACAGAUGAUGGAUGUGGUGCUGGUCAUAUUUGCGAGAAUAACAGGUGCAUUGAUGCUUGCCGCACGUACCACUCAUGUCCUUAUGACAAGGAUUGUAUCAAUAAGCGGUGUCAGGAUCCAUGCAGUUUCUUCGGAACAUGUGGAACAAAUGCCAUCUGCCACACGAAUGAUCACAAACCCAUCUGUACUUGUGAGCCUGGCUAUACAGGAGAUCCAAAAAGAAGUUGUAUAAGAGAAAAUCAACCUAAUUAUGGUUGUCUGGAUGACAUUGAAUGUGGCGCUGGAUACUUUUGUGAAGCUGGAGAAUGUUUUGAAGGUUGUCGAAGCGAUUACCAGUGCUCUACGGAUUCAGCAUGUAUCCGACGUAAAUGUGAAAAAGUAUGCCAUCAACCUGGAGUAUGCGGAAUUAAUGCUCAAUGCAUGGCUGACAACCACAGGCCCAUUUGCUCUUGCAAUCCUGGUUAUUUGGGAGAUGCCAGAGUGGAAUGUAGAGUGGUCGAAGAACCAGAAUGUCGAUCUGAUAGUCAAUGUCCAUUCCGCCACAUCUGUGUCUAUGAUAGAUGUAUUAUUGGUUGUCACACGGAUGAAAAUUGUGGUGCAGAUGAGGCUUGUAUUAACAAAAUCUGUCAGAAUCCAUGCAGCAUCUUCGGUGCUUGUGGAAGAAAUGCCAAUUGUAGACCCAUCAACCACAAGCCAGAAUGCACUUGUCCACCAAAUUUCCGAGGAAAUCCAAAUGUUGUAUGUGAGCAAGAUAAAGUGAAACCAGAAUGUGAGAUUGAUCAAGAAUGUAAUGUGGGAUACAUCUGCGAAAGUACACGUUGCGUUGCUGGCUGUCGACAUGACAAUAACUGUCCACGACAUUUGGCUUGUGUGAACAGGCAAUGUCAAGAUCCAUGCUUGUUGCCCAACAGCUGUGGCGCCAAUGCUGAAUGCCAUGCUGAUAACCAUCGGCCAAUCUGUACAUGUCCCAGCAAUUUCCGAGGCGAUGCAUACAUUGAGUGCAGAAUUGCUCAACCAGAUGUCGAAUGUGAGCAUGAUCUGGACUGUUCAGUUGACAAAAUCUGCGAGAAUACCAGGUGUGUCAAGGGCUGCCGAACGGACGCAAAUUGCAGAUUUGAAGAAACUUGUAUUAAUCAUGUAUGCCAGAAUCCAUGUUCGAUAUAUGGUGCUUGUGGACAAAAUGCCAUUUGCAAAGCCAUCAAUCAUGACAGGAUAUGCGCUUGUGCACCAGGAUUCAGUGGAAACCCACAUACGUUAUGCAGCAGAAUUCCGGUUCUGCCAGAAUGUAUUGUGGAUAGAAACUGCUCUUUGGGUCAGGUAUGCCAGAAUCAGAGAUGCGUCCCUGGUUGCCGUUCUAAUGCCAACUGUCCGUAUGAUGAAACUUGUCUGCACGGUCAUUGCCAGCUUGUAUGUCAACUGAGCGGAGCCUGUGGAAAUAAUGCUCAAUGCACUCCAGUAGGCCAUCAACCACAUUGCAGUUGCCCAGCUGAUUUAACAGGCGAUCCAAAGGUAUCAUGUCAACCUCUUCCGGAACCUGGCUGCCGCAGAGAUACUGACUGUGCUGUCAGUCAGAUAUGCGUCAAAUCUGAAUGUGUUCCUGGCUGUCGUUCUCAUAGUAAUUGUCCAUUUGAUAAAGCCUGUAUCAAUCGAAUCUGUCAAGAUCCUUGCACAAUUGGAGGUAUAUGUGGAGUAAACACUCAAUGCCAUGCUGCAGAUCACAAAGCCAUCUGUUCCUGCAUUCCAGCAUACACAGGCGAUCCACUCAGGCAGUGUUCUAGAAUUCAUUAUGAAUGUGAAACAGAUAGUCACUGUGGAAGAAACUAUGUUUGUGUCAACAAUAAAUGCAAAGAUAUUAAUGAAUGCUUACAAGGCAGAGGACCAUGCGCUCUUGGCGCUAUUUGCAAUAAUUUGCCUGGUGGAUACAAAUGCAGUUGCCCUGUUGGUUUAGAUGGAGAUCCUUAUAAGCAAGGAUGUCGUCAGAUGCCUAAGAUGUGCAGAAGAGACGAAGACUGCAAGUCUAUAGAAGGUUGCAACCGUUUGACAGGAGAAUGCUACGAGGUGUGUGACCGGCCUGGAAUAUGUGGUAGAGGAGCUUUAUGCAGUGCUGUUAACCAUCACCAUGAAUGCUAUUGUCCACCUGGACUUACGGGCAAUCCAUAUAUCGAGUGCAGCAUAUUGGAGACAUGCGGAUCACACAAUCCAUGUUCUGGCAACCUUGUAUGUUUGGAUGGUACUCGUUGCGGAUGUCCAUCACCAUUUGAGCAAAGAGGCUUUUUCUGUAUAAUUACUGAAACAAGUCGCAACUGUAGUACUUCCAAUCCAUGCCCAGACAAUGAAGAAUGUCUAUCGGCUGAAUAUCCUGAUGGUGUAUGUGUUUGUCCAAAAGGUUUUGUUUUGAUGUCAAAUGGAAUAUGCAGAGAUAUCAACGAAUGUGACCAGAGUCCAUUCCCCUGUGGCACAGGAGCUCAGUGCUUCAACACGAUUGGCAGUUAUCAAUGUCGCUGUCCACCAGGAACAGUGGGCGAACCAUUCUAUUCUGGAUGUCAACGACGUGAAGGUUACUGCCAGUCAGAUUUGGAGUGUCCCAGUCAUUUGGCAUGCGAUGUAGAAGUAGAGCAGUGUUAUGAUCCAUGCAUUGUGAGCAACCCUUGUGGACGCAAUACCAAAUGCAGCGUUAUUGAUCACAGCCCACAAUGUGAAUGUAUACCAGGCUUCAGAGGAAACCCUCUCGAAUACUGUUAUCCAAUUGGGCCAGGCUGCCAGAAUGACUUGGGUUGUCCAGGUAAUCUGCUCUGCUUAGGUGAUGGAACAUGUGGAUGUCCAGGAGACUUCAAGAGAGUAUCAGACUUCUGUAUCUUGACCAGCAUCAACUGCACAACGACAAAUCCUUGUCCGGAUAAUCAACGUUGUGUAUACACAGGACGUGAAAACGGCUAUUGUAUCUGCCCAAGAGGCUUCAAAUUGCUUGUCAGUGGUAUAUGUAUAGAUAUUAAUGAAUGCCAAGAACAUGGACAUUCUCUGUGUGGCGAGCAGGCAGAAUGUGUCAACACUCCUGGUUCAUACGAAUGUCACUGUCCGUCUGGGUUCCGUGGAGAGCCAUACGGUGGUAAAUGUGAACGUGAGGAACCACCAGGCUGCAAGAGUGACCGUGACUGCUUAUACAAUGAGGCAUGUGAAGUGUUCAGUGGAAUCUGCUACGAUGUUUGCACACGAGGACAACCUUGCGGAAUCAAUGCCAUCUGCAGAGGAGAGAACCAUCGCCCAACGUGUACUUGUCCUCCUCGCUACAAGGGAGAUCCUCGAGUUAACUGUUUCUAUGUCCAGGAGUGUGGGGUGGACUUCACUUGUCCUGGCAAUUUGAUUUGUCUCAACAAGAAAGAGUGUGGCUGUCCACCGAACUAUGACCGUACCGGAGAUUAUUGUUUGAAAACAAGCAGAAAUUGCACAACAACCAAUCCUUGCCCUACCAAUGAGGAAUGUCUGUAUACAGGAGUUCAAGAUGGUUUCUGUGUCUGCCCACGAGGAUUCGAGCUCAUGCCUAAUGGUUUCUGCAGAGAUAUUGAUGAGUGCAUAGAGAAUCCAUGCGCCAAGAAUGCAGUAUGUACCAAUUUCCACGGUGGAUAUAGCUGCGAAUGCAAGCCAGAUUCCUUUGGCGAUCCAAUUAUUAGAGGAUGUGUUGCAAUCACUAGGGAAUGUAAAUCUAAUAGAGACUGUCCAUCAGCUGAAGAAUGCGAUCUGAACACCAAUCAAUGUAUCAGUCCUUGCUACAUCUGUGGAGAAAAGGCAGUGUGCACAGCAAGAGAUCACGAAGCUAUUUGCAGUUGUCCACCACUUUACAUCGGAGAUCCUUACGAUCAUGCAAGAGGAUGCUAUGAAGUUGGAGAAGAUCUGCCUAGAACAGUUCCACCAUUGACAGAGUUGUCGGUGGUUUGCUUGGCUGACGGCAUCCAAGUGUCUGUGGACCUGGAGCCAUUCGAUGGCGUGCUUUACGUAAAGGGUCACAGUCAAGAUCACGAAUGUCGAAGGGUAGUGAGAAACAGAGAAAGAGACAUCAUUGAUUUCAAGGUCCUCUUCAAUACCUGUGGACUGAUACACAUCAAUGGCGACGCAUCCUUUAUUUUAGUCAUUCAGAAACAUCCUAAACUGAUGACGUAUCGUGCCAAAGCAUACCACAUUAAAUGUGUGUACAAUACAGGAGAAAAGACUAUUACGUUGGGUUUCAAUGUCAGCAUGAUAACAACGUCCGGAACUAUUGCCAAUACUGGUCCACCUCCCACUUGCAUCAUGACAAUUUCUAAUGCUGACGGAAGAGAGGUGACCAGUGCUGAGAUUGGAGAUGAUUUGCUCUUGAGAGUGGAUGUACAACCGGAUUUCAUUUAUGGUGGCUUUGCUCGAAGUUGUGUCGCCAAAACCAUUGAGGACAAUGAAGAAAUCCAGUAUGAGGUAACGGACUCGAACGGCUGUGCUACGGAUCCCAGCAUCUUUGGAAAUUGGCAGCUGGAUCCAGAUAGGAAGAUCUUGGUGGCCAGGUUCAAUGCCUUCAAAUUCCCCACUAGCAAUAAUCUAAGGUUCCAGUGUAACAUCAGAGUAUGCUUCGGUUCCUGUCCACCGGUAAAUUGUGAUGGCGUGGAUGCAUUUGGCAGAAAGAAACGUCAAGCGCCAGAUCAAAACGGCUUGACUUUGGAGGGCUUCCAGGAAGGGGCUCUUCGAGAAGAAAUUAUGGUGCAGUCGAACGCCAUCCUCACCUUCGAAAAGAAGGAGAACCAAGUGGCUCUGCCUACAGAAGGUCCAUCUAUUGAAGAGAUUGACAAUGUUUGUCUGCCCAAACUUGGCCUUAUCAUUUCCUUGAUUAUCACGACCUUGUUGGCGCUGGUGGCAGUAGCUGUUGCCAUCUCCUGCUGGCUGAUGGCAUACAGGAGGCGACCCAAAGCGGCCGGCCCUCUGCCUCAUCCACCCGACUUUCCAAAUCCUCUGUACACGACGCCCGAGCCGGUGGCCGAGCCAUCGCCAGACUACUAUCCGUCCUCCAAUAACAGCCUCUGAGCCACAGAGACUGCAGAACCCGGGUGAUUGUGUCCUUCGAGUUAACCUACUAUUUAUCGUUUGAGCCCCAGAGGCCGGACACUCCGAUCUACCACUCCAAACUCCUAGUUCCUCAGAUGACUCGAGAGUGGAUCAAAAAGAACUGUCAUUUCCCGAGCGACAGAAAUAGCUCGCUUUCCCGUGGGUUCUUUCUGUUUCUUCCGACUAGCUGGUAUAGUGUCCCAUGUGCCAAACUGUCUGACCGUCCCACACGAUGCGGAGAAGCGCCCGCCUCUUCACGGCCGGGGAUCCUUGUUUUGGGAGACCUGUCGGAAAAUGAGCUAUUGCUGCCAUUCCGGGCUUUUGUAAAUUUUGUUUUUAAGGAGCAGGGAAAAAAAAUUAACGUAGCCAGGUUACGGUGCUUGGGAAUCUUUGUUACCAAUUGAUUUUCAAAUGGAGUUUGGGAGUGAAUAGGGUCUUGACGGAGCACUUAAGAACAGUGUGUGAAUGCAGAUUGCAAAAUAAACUAUGCGGCUACUUUUUAAUCAAAAAUUAAUUUUUUUUUAAUUUAUACUAUUAACUGUGAGAUUAUAUUUUGACUGUGUCAAAAUCAUUUAGCAACAUAGUCUGUUUUGCAGCUUCAUCGUUUUAUUUAUUUAAAUUGUUUGAUUUUAUUAUCUAAAUGGUAAUAAAACAAAUAUUGCCCCUCUUGUCUUUGAUGUUUUUAAGUGUGUCUGUCAGGAGCCGUUCGUUAGGCGUGUCCGUCAGUUUUUUGUGACUGACUGAGACGACCGAAACUUUGUGAUAUUUUUAAGCUAUUUAAUUUAUUCUAUUUUUGUGAGUUUACCUGUCUAGAACGACAGAACGGGAUGUAGGUAGUAAAAAAAUCAAAAUUUAAUUAUGUUGUUUUUUUGUGGAUAUAUUAUAAAAUUACUCCUAAACCCCAUUUGACGCAAAGAAAAGAUCUACUAAAUGUCUUUUUAUUUAUAAUGCUGAUAACAUGCUUUUUUUCGCAUUUGUAUAUUUUUCUCAGUCGAUUUUUUUUAUAACAUUGUUGUUUCCAGGUUGUUCUCAGGCAGCUAUUUAUGUUUUAAUCUGUCCCCGACGCAGCUCACACUGCCUCAAAGGUUUUGUUGACGUCCCUCCCACUUUGUAACUCUUCAUUAAAGGCAGCUAACCGGGGGGAGAUUGACGAAAACCUUACCUUGAAACCGCCCCUCCCAAUGCAUUUCCUCUCCCCCCUCAGAGGAAGUGCAUUUCGGGAAGACAGUUGAGAUGUGAGCUUAAAGACCAACUUCCGGUGCAUUUGAUAGUGAUACUUGAUGUUCAUAAAAAAGUGUAUAGUUUUGCUACUACCAUCAUUCAAUAAAGGUUUUUUUUGUCAUAA